This is a messenger RNA of Rubroshorea leprosula, 1544 nucleotides long. Lineage: Eukaryota; Viridiplantae; Streptophyta; Magnoliopsida; Malvales; Dipterocarpaceae. The record is from the annotation of a GenBank genome assembly.
GACCGACUUAAAACCAAAAUCUCUCUCUUGCCCUUUCCUUCCUCCCACUGUCAUCGCGAUUGGCCUUCCAAUUCUCGUGAUCUCGUCAGUCAGUUGCCGUUGUCGGUGCCACUCCAUCGAGGUUCACUCCAUCGAGGUUCACUUCGUCGAGCGUUCGAAAUCCUGCGAUUCCUCUGUUCUUUCUUCUCCGAUCUUGAGCUGCUCAUUCCGUGAAUCCCAUUUAUUGGAUUUAUCUUUCAAACAUUACAGCUGUAAAUAAAAUAAUGGAUGCAUUCAUUUAGACAUAGCCGUGUGUAGAUGAUGUAUAUGAGGCUUCUUUAAUUUUUGUUUCAUCCUGUCUUUCUUGUUGCGUCUUCAAUGUAAGGCUUAUUUUUUUGGAGCUUUAGUUGAUGCUGUCUUUGUAGAUCUCUUGAUUUGUUUAUCUGCUAAAGACCUUUUUUUCUGGCACACAAGUUGCACUAAGUUAUUUGUUGAGUGAAGUCACAUCAAGGUGUCUCCUGCCAUUUUAGGUAUAUGAAUUUCUUUGAUUGGUUACCCACUCUCAGGUUCAUAGGUGUAGGUGCCCCACUAGGUUCAGGCAAUUGCUUUGAUUGUCUUAUCAUUGAGUUUUCUUAGUCUAUUUUAAGAAUUGGAUUUAUCAAUAUCUGUUUUAGAACCAAGAACUGUCCUUGACCAUUUCAUUAUUUAUGACAUUUAUUUAGGUUAUAUAUGUUUUCACUAUAGAAAUGGAUAACAAAAGGAUACAUAAUCUUCUUCGAGUGCUUGUGGCUGUUUUAACUAUUUUCAUUGGAAUUCUGAAAACAGAUGUCUUUGGUUUGGAUUGAUAUCUUUCUUUAAGUUCUCUUACCUUAUUUUCUUAACCUAAGUGAGAAGUCUUAGCAUAUGAGUCUGGCUUUUAAUGUUAAGUUUUUAUGUUGUAUUUCCAGUUCAUAUGAUAGUUUGAUUCUGCAACAGAUCCUCAUAAACUAUAUGUAGAGUCCAUAUAACAGAGACUAAAAAUGCAGUGAUUUUCCUUGCCAUAGAAAGCUGAUUCGCACGUAACAAGUAUUGAUUGUUUGGCAUCGCCUAGAGGAAAUUGCUUAUUUUUUCCUAUUUAUAAGCAUCUUGUGUUGCAUAGCUUGUGAUUUGGUAGAGUUCUUUGCAGGAAGAGAUAGAAAACAAAAUAGAAGUUGCGGAUGCCUUGGUAGUUAUUUUCUUAAUCAUUUUCUUUUUCAUUUGUUUCUUUUUGAAUAUGUGUUAUCUGUAUUUAUUUCAAAUUCUUUUGCUUUGAGUUGGUUUUUGAGGUGCUCACCAACGUUUUUACUAAUUUGUUUUUGUUCUUAAUAAUUUACCAGUUCUUUGCCUAAAAUUCUGUCACCAUAAUUGAGUUAAGCAAGAUGGAUUCCAUGGAGCAACAAAUAGUUUGGGAGUUUGACUGAGAGGAAGCAUUUGCCUUUAUAAAGGACUUAUUAGAAAAAAUCAUAUGGUAUAUAGAUAAUGGUGACUAUUUCAAAGGAUUGGUACUAUAUAUGAAUGACUAUUAAUUGUGGAUUUGACAAUUAGCU